AUGCCUCGUGGUCAGAAGAGUAAGCUCCGUGCCCGUGAGAAACGCCGCAAGGCUCGAAGGGAGGGCCAAGAUCUCGGGGGUGCUCAGGCCACUGUAGCAGAGGAAGAAGACUCCCCAGCCUCCCUCUCUCCUGUUUCUGAGAGUGCUUCCGAGAGCCUUCUGGCUACAGGCAUUCCCCAGGAGACUCAGAGAGCCCGAUCCACCAGCCCUCCUGCUUUAGCUAUUUCAAGGCCAAGUUCAGAUGAAGGUGCCAAGAGCCAAGAGGCGGAAAGUCCAAGCUCCUCCCAUGGGCUGCCCUCCUCUGAGAGCACAGGAAGAGAUCCUCUGACCAGGAAGGUGGGCGCGUUGAUGCAGUUCCUGCUGUACAAGUAUAAAAUGAAAGAGCCCAUUAAGAAGGCAGACAUGCUGAAGAUUGUCAGAAAGAAGUACAGGGAGCACUUCCCUGAGAUCCUCCGGAGAGCCACUGAGCACAUGGAGCUAGUCUUUGGCCUUGAUCUUAAGGAAGUCAGCUCUAGUGGUCACUCUUAUACCCUUGUCAGCAAACUGGCUCUUCCCAAUGAAGGAAGAUUGAGCGAUGGCGAGGGCUUUCCCAAGAAUGGGCUCCUGAUGCCUCUCCUGGCUGUGAUCUUCAUGAAUGGUAACCGUGCCACUGAAGAGGAGAUGUGGGAAUUCCUGAAUGUGUUGGGAGUAUAUGAUGGUAGAAGGCACUUCAUCUUUGGGGAGCCCCGGAAGCUCAUCACUGAAGAUCUGGUGCAGGAAAAGUACCUGGAGUACCAGCAGGUACCCAACAGUGAUCCUCCACGCUACGAAUUCUUGUGGGGUCCAAGGGCCCGUGCUGAAACCAGCAAGAUGGAAAUCCUGGAGUUUUUGGCCAAGGCCAAUGAUACUGUUCCCAGUACCUUCCAGUCCCAGUAUGAGGAGGCUUUGAGAGAUGAGGAAGAGAGCCCAAGUUAGAGUUGCAGCCAGGGCUGGCACUACUGUCCCAGCCAGUGCCCGCUCCAGGGCCAUGUCCAGCAGUUCCUCCCGGCCCUAGUGAUGUGUGAGGCAGUUUUCACUUUGAGGCUGAAAAGGGCUGUCAGCCUUCUAAGUGGCCGGGGAUGA
Molecule: messenger RNA, 1101 nt
Organism: Cynocephalus volans (Philippine flying lemur)
Lineage: Eukaryota; Metazoa; Chordata; Mammalia; Dermoptera; Cynocephalidae
Gene: MAGEB17
Product: MAGE family member B17
Biological process (GO): negative regulation of transcription by RNA polymerase II
Cellular component (GO): nucleus
Source: RefSeq, a predicted model, not a curated record